AUGGCCGCCCCCCAACCGCUCUUCGGCCUCCUCCCCGCCGGCCAACCCCUCAUAACAACCCCGUCCUCGCAACCCUCCCCGACAUCCUUCCUGUACGCAAUCCCCCAAUCGACCCCCACGAACCCGAAGCCCUUCGCGCACCUCGCCGUCUUCCUGCUGCCGAACAUAACGCUGCCGCCCAACACGGCAGCGGCCAUCUACGUGGCGCAGAACCCGGGCGCGCUGGCUUCGGGCGGCGACGCCGGGUUCCGGUUCCUCGGGGGCGUGGGGCCGGGGGAAGGAGAGCGCGAUGUUCAAGCUGGGGGUGUCGAGGAGGCUGCGGGCGUGGCGGCAAGGAUACAGGAGCUUCAGAACCAACAAUCGCAAUCACAGUCACAACAGCAGGAGGGCGCCGCAAAUACGGGAGGCAAGCAGCCGCCCCCAUCGUCACAAGUCCUCGCGCAGCGCAUAAUCCAGAACGCCUUCAACUUCCUGUCGGGGUUCAGCGGGCAGGUCCAGGGCGGCGUCGAGGUGGUGCCGCUCAAGGCCUUCCAGGAGUGGUGGCGCAAGUUCGAGAACAAGGUCAAGGUCGACCCGAGCUUCCUCGAGAGGGAGCAGGACUGA
This is a messenger RNA of Anthostomella pinea, 603 nucleotides long. The record is from the annotation of a GenBank genome assembly. Lineage: Eukaryota; Fungi; Ascomycota; Sordariomycetes; Xylariales; Xylariaceae.